This is a messenger RNA of Thecamonas trahens ATCC 50062, 1377 nucleotides long. Its product is annotated as elongation factor Tu. The coding region runs from base 26 to 1339 and encodes 437 amino acids. The transcript is spliced from 2 exons. The record is from RefSeq and is a predicted model, not a curated record. Gene Ontology annotation, cellular component: mitochondrion. NCBI's taxonomy places the organism in Eukaryota, Apusomonadida, Apusomonadidae. Gene Ontology annotation, molecular function: GTP binding; GTPase activity; translation elongation factor activity. Gene Ontology annotation, biological process: mitochondrial translational elongation.
CACCUCUCUCGCGAACCAACGCGUCAUGUUUCGGUCUCUCGCUCGCUCUCCGCUUGUGACGGCGCUUGCCCAGGCCUCGUCUGCCGCACUGGCGGCGCAGACCCGGAUGGGUGGUCUGGUGAAGCUCCCGGCUGCUGGGGCUGCCUUCACCCGCGGCUACGCCGAGUUUGUCCGUGACAAGCCGCACGUCAACAUCGGGACGAUCGGGCAUGUGGACCACGGCAAGACGUCGCUGACGGCGGCGAUCACCAAGGUGCUGGCGGAGAAGGGCGGCGCGCAGUACGUUGACUACUCGAACAUCGACCGUGCUCCCGAGGAGCGCAAGCGCGGUAUCACCAUCUCGACCGCCCACGUCGAGUACGAGACCGACAACCGCCACUACUCGCACGUUGACUGCCCGGGUCACCAGGACUUUGUCAAGAACAUGAUCACCGGCGCGUCGACCAUGGACGGUGCUAUCCUCGUUGUCUCGGGCACCGACGGCCAGAUGCCGCAGACCCGCGAGCACGUCCUCCUCGCCCGCCAGGUCGGCAUCCAGGACCUUGUGGUGUACGUCAACAAGGUUGACCAGGUCGACGACCCCGAGAUGCUCGAGCUUGUCGAGAUGGAGCUCCGUGAGCUCCUCACCUCGUUCGGCUACGACGGCGACGAGGUGCCUUUUGUCUUUGGCUCGGCCCUCAUGGCGCUCGAGGACAAGGACCCGGAGAACGGCCGCGACUCGGUGCUCAAGCUGCUCGACAUUGUCGACGCCAGCAUCAGUGAGCCGAAGCGCGACGUCGACAAGCCGUUCCUCAUGCCCAUCGAGGACGUGCACUCGAUCGCUGGGCGUGGAACCGUCGUCACCGGCCGCGUCGAACAGGGCGUGCUGGCCAAGGGCGAGGACGUGGAAAUCCUGGGCCUUGGCUCCAAGUCGAAGACCGUUUGCACCGGCAUUGAGAUGUUCCACAAGCAGCUCGACGAGGCUCGUGCCGGCGACAACCUUGGCGCCCUCCUCCGUGGUGUCAAGCGCGACGAGAUCCGCCGCGGUCAGGUCCUCUGCGCCCCGGGCGCAUUCAAGGCCUACAAGGAGUUUGAGGCCGAGGUCUACGUCCUCGAGAAGUCUGAGGGCGGCCGCCACACCCCCUUUGUCUCCAAGUACGCCCCGCAGUUCUUCAUGCGCACCGCUUCGGUCACCGGCACCAUUGACGUCGUCGACGCCGAGAUGGUCAUGCCUGGCGACUCGGCCAAGCUCAAGGUCGAACUCAUCACCGACGUCCCCAUGCAGGAGGGUGACCGCUUCACCAUGCGCGAGUCCAACCGUACUGUCGGCACCGGCGUCAUCUCCAAGGUCGUCGCCUAGAUAGCUUACAUAGUGUUGAAUGAAAAGUGCGUCACCAA